CAGCAAAGCCUCCGCCCAUCUCGGCAACCCACUUCCCCACUUCUCCCAUUCUGUUUAUAUUCUGUUACAUAUUUGCAGGCACUCUGUUAUGCCUUUUCCGUAGGUUUUGGUUCCUUUGUAACAGCUUUAAGCUGCUAUAUAUAUGUACACUUUUCACAUAAUGGAAACUAGGAUUUCUGAGCUCUUUCAGAGACGAUCUUCCUUUAUUUAUGUUCACCAUGAUCCGACUUUUACGGUGUAAAGAAGAAAGAAAGAAAAAAAAAAUAUAUACA
This is a messenger RNA of Linum tenue, 272 nucleotides long. NCBI's taxonomy places the organism in Eukaryota, Viridiplantae, Streptophyta, Magnoliopsida, Malpighiales, Linaceae. The record is from the annotation of a GenBank genome assembly.